Messenger RNA from Colletotrichum chrysophilum, 4173 nucleotides. RefSeq lists its product as uncharacterized. The transcript is spliced from 2 exons. Gene Ontology annotation, biological process: DNA-templated transcription. Bases 1 to 4173 code for a protein of 1390 amino acids. Gene Ontology annotation, molecular function: zinc ion binding; DNA binding. Lineage: Eukaryota; Fungi; Ascomycota; Sordariomycetes; Glomerellales; Glomerellaceae. The record is from RefSeq and is a predicted model, not a curated record.
AUGGCCGUGCUGCAGUGGCCACUUGCGCCAGACUUCGAAAUCGAUGGCGAAAUCGAGGUUCCGGCCGUGGUGUUCAGCACUGUGCCUGUUGGGCUGGACAUCGACUUCAACAGCAAGUCCAAUCUUGAAACGGGAGUUGUUGACGACAUUAACGUCGGGCUCAACAACGCGGCAGUGGACGCAGACGCGGAAGCGGAAGCAGAAGCAGGCCAGGGUGCUGACACGGCCGAAUCCUGGCUUCUGACAGAGACGACGACUUACAGCAGCGGCGACGGCGACGGCUUGGACGAAGCCCAGCUGCAGCAACACCAGCGGCAGCGUCGACAACAGCAGCAGCAGCAACAACAACAACAACAACACGAGGCCGCUCCGGCGCCAGCAGCAAGCAGAGAAGGCAAGCACAGCGGUGCUGCGCCAUCUUCUCCCGCACUCGCACCUGCAACUCCUGCGCCUGCACUUGCACUUGCACCUGCGCUUUUCCCUCCGUCAUCGUCUCCUUCUUCUGCGUCGGCGCCGCCUGCACGUACGCCUGCACCUGCACUCGCACCCCUGCCUGUAUCCUUUUACAAGUACGCUGCUGCUUCUGCAGUCGCCGUUGCGCCUCCUCUUCCACACCCCGCGCUUGUGUUUGCGCCUGAGCCGGACCAGGACAAGCACAAAGACAAAACCAAAGACCAAAACGACAACGACGACGACAACGGCAGCGCUGAUCCCUCGGCGGCAGACCCGCUCGUAUCCUUAUUACAACUGGACCCUUUGAUAAGCGCUGCUCCUGUUGGUCUUGCUGGGUCGUCGUCGGCAGACUGGCACAUUCUGAACCCCAACUCAGAUCUCAGCACCAGCACCAGCACCAGCAACAGCACCAGUUCCUGUUCCAUCCACCCAGAAGAAACAGCUUUGCCUGCACCCCCCCUCCAUUCGCAUCCGCACCCGCACCCGCACCCGCACCCGCAUCUGCUGCACCACCACAACCAGUCCCGGCUGUACCAAAACCAACUGCGCCAGCACCAUCCAGGUCUGCUCCAGAACCAUCUCCUGCAACGUCCACGCUAUUACGCCCACCAGCUCCAACUCCAGAACCACCACUACCCGUACCCAGCCCAACACCAUUACCAUCGCCCACCACAACCACUCCCCGUUCACGUCCAGCACCGCCAGUCAUCCCAGCUCCAGCCCCAGCCCCAAUCCCAGUUCAAGUUCCAGCACCAGGCCCUCGAGGCCCUCCGACUUCCGUCUACGCCGACACACCCAGUGCCUCUGCUCCGACCUGCAGACCCUGCUGCGCCUGGGCCACUGCAGUUGCCAGGCCCAGUGCCAGAAGCAGAGCGAGCGGCGCUGCUGCCACUCCUAUUCCCUCCCGGGCCUCCAGCUCCAGCUCCAGCAUCCGCCUUUGCUCCUAUUACUAGUCGACCAGCGAAAUUCGUCGACGAAUUUCUUCACAACUCUCCCGACCCCGUCGCAUCGCCCGCCAACAGGUCGCCAGACCAGGACGAGUCAAUCAUGGACGUCGACAUGUCCUCCGCAGACCUUGCGGCCCAAAAUCUUCAACGGCCGCAGCAGUCAACCCCCCAGAAAUCCGACUCGCCAUCCCAGGCGGGGGGAACUUCUAAUGUCGCCAACACAAGCCCCAAUCCCCAAUCUGGGAGCUCUGCCUCUGCCUCUGCCUCUGCCUCUGCCUCGGCUGCCGCCGCCGCCGCCGCUGCCGCCGCCGCCAACCACAUGAGUUUUCGCAGCGAGAAGGGGGACAAUGCCGAGGACCGCUCUCCGCGAGCUGCGAGCACUGCUGCUCCGGGCACCUUUCCGCCGAGAACACCUGCCGUCUAUCACACCACCGAUGGCACUCCGUCCUCUACAUACACCGAGUCACAGGCCCGAAAAGAGGAAAUUGAUAGCGGCACCUACCUCAACUUGGUCAUGAAGCCUAAGUUCACGAGAGCGCCCAUCACCGAUGCUGGCAGAGUCGCGUAUCUGGGAGAGUCAUCCAACUUGACAUUGCUGGUACACGACCGCCAAGGAUCCUCCGACGUGGUUCACUAUCCUCUCCCCGAAAAUGUCAGGGGCUCAAGAGCCCGCCUCACUGAGCUUGACAACGUGGAAAUAGAUAUCUUACACCAGCGCGGUGCCUUCCUCCUCCCGCCCAGGUCUCUCUGCGACGAGCUCAUUGAUUCCUACUUUAAAUGGGUUCACCCGAUUGUGCCCGUCAUCAAUCGUACUCGCUUCAUGAGGCAAUACCGCGACCCCAAAAAUCCCCCCUCUCUACUUCUACUGCAGGCUGUGCUGCUGGCCGGCUCUCGAGUCUGUACGAAUCCGCAAUUGAUGGAUGCCAACGGCUCGACAACCCCUGCCGCGCUUACCUUUUACAAGAGGGCCAAAGCCUUGUACGACGCCAACUAUGAAGACGAUCGAGUGACCAUCGUCCAGUCCUUGCUGCUGAUGGGCUGGUAUUGGGAAGGCCCCGAAGAUGUGACCAAGAACGUCUUUUACUGGAGUCGUGUAGCCACCAUUGUUGCCCAGGGAUCCGGGAUGCACCGCAGCGUGGAGCAGUCACAGCUGAGUCGUUCCGACAAGAGAUUAUGGAAAAGGAUCUGGUGGACUCUCUUCACACGCGACAGAUCCGUAGCUGUAGCUCUCGGUCGGCCAGUGCAUAUCAACCUAGACGACUCGGAUGUGGAGAUGCUUACCGAGGACGAUUUCAUCGAAGACGAAGGCGACCGGAACAGCGAAUACCCUCCAGAUCCGAUCCAUGUCCAAUUUUUCAUGCAGUACGUCAAGUUAUGCGAGAUCAUGGGCUUGGUGCUAUCACAGCAGUACUCCGUUGCUUCCAAAGGACGUCAACGCAACGCCAUUGAUUUAACGCACAGCGACAUGGCCUUGGCAGACUGGCUUCAGAACUGCCCGAAGCUCGUGUACUGGGAGGUUGCUCGGCAUCACUUCUGGUCUGCGCUGCUUCACUCCAACUACUACACAACGUUAUGUCUGUUACAUCGGGCCCACAUGCCACCAAACGGUGGAAGCCGAUUUCCCGACGAUGCUCCUUAUCCAUCACGGAACAUCGCUUUUCAGGCGGCGGCCAUGAUUACCUCUAUCAUCGAAAAUCUAGCUGCUCACGGCGAGCUACGCUUUUGCCCGGCCUUUGUCGUGUACAGUCUGUUCUCCGCACUCAUCAUGCACGUUUAUCAGAUGCGGUCGCCGGUCCCCUCGAUCCAACAGGUGACCCAAGACAGGUUACGCACGUGUAUGCAAGCACUCAAGGAGGUUUCGCGCGUCUGGUUGGUGGGCAAGAUGGUUUAUACCCUGUUCGAAUCCAUCAUCGGAAAUAAAGUACUGGAAGAACGUCUGCAAAAGGCCGCCGGCAAGAGGCACAGGAAGGCACAACAAACUCUGGCUCAACUCGAGCAACAGCAGCAACGACCCCAAGAAGCGGCGAAGAGAAAGUAUGACGAUAUGGCGAUUGACUUUAGCGUCAACACACCGACGCCUCAGGAAUCGUACGAGCGAUCACGUCCUCAAACGCCCAGCCAUAUGAAGGGCGACGGAUCAUCCAACUCCCAAACCAUGCCACCACCCACGUCUCCAAAUGCUAGACAGAAUGCCGACACCUUCAUGGGUGGAACAUCUUCGAGGCCACAGACGAGGCCGGCGACUCCGUUCAACCCGUCAUUCUCAGUCCCAGCAACGCCACCAGAUCUAUACCUAGUAACGCGCAACUCGCCGAACAUUUCGCAAUCACUAUGGGAGAAUUUCCAGCCCGAUCAGUUGUUCCCUGAUAGCGCCAGCAUGCCGGCUUUUCCUCAAAUGUCUCCCUCGGUUCCAAAUCAAGGGGGCAUAGACGCUGGGCUCAUGGCACAACUUCAAAAUCCCAAUCUGCAGGGUGGCUUGUCUGGCCAGAACAGUCAAUUCCAACAGAGAGCAGCAACGAAGGCAGGGCUAGGCGGAAGCCCUCCGCAAGGGCACAACGUAGUACCGGGAUUACAGGGUUUCCAGCAACAACAGCAACAGGGCCAUGGGCAGAACAAUAGCAAUUUGAACAGUAGUUUGUGGACGGCCAACUUUGAUGGCUUGAUGCCAGAUGGGCACAGUCCCAGCGACAGCUGGAGCACAGGAUCUGCACAAGGGCAGCCUGUUCCCAAUACUCUCAACGUUGAAGACUGGUACGUCGAGCGAGCAUGCUGA